AUGGCCCAGCCCAUCCUCUACCACUGUGCGCACCUCGAGACGCCCCGCGCGCCGCUCCCAGCAGGCUACGUCUCGUCCUUUGCCGACUUUGCCCCGCUCGACCGGCUCUACUUUUGCGAGGAAUGCGACGCUGUUCGGUGCGAGGGCUGCGUAUCUGUCGAGGUCGCCAGCUACUUUUGUCCAAACUGUUUAUUCGAUGUGCCCGGGUCGAAUGUGCGAGGUGACAAGAACCGUCGAGAGAUUGGGUGGCUCUUUGACAAGCCGUCGGCGCUAGCAAGCCAACUUCCCAAGGUCUACACCCAGCCUGAGGAAGUGCAGAGCGAGUUUGACGCGCUCAAGGACCACCUCGACAAGUUUGUGCAGCAAUCAGCGCCCCCCACACGAGCCCAGGCGCACAAGAGAACGCCAUCACGUCAUAUUGCCCAGUUGACGCAGGCAGCCCAGCGCGCCUUAAGACGAGAUGUUCCCGGCCUCACACGGCAUCGGGCACGCGUCCCAGGCAAGGACGAGAAGAUUGAGAAGGCGGGCUGGGACGAACUAGCCCCUUACACGGCCAAGGGUUCGUGGCGGCAAGAUGGACUCGAGCGUGGAACACAGGACGUCGAUGACAUGAUGUCGAUUGAGGGAGAGGAAGUGGCGACUCUGGACAAGAGGUGGGCAAGCAGCCGACAGCCCGCAAUAAUGUCAAGCGAGACGGUGCCGCAACGCAUCCGUCUGCAGACCAAGCUGAACAAGCGGUGCCCACACCCCACAUGUCGCUCGGUUCUCAUCCAGCCCGACACCAAGAGCAUUCGCAUGCUCGUCAAGAGUGUCGCGACCAGCUAUCUUCCGGCCAUGGAGCUGGGACGCCGCCGAUGCCGCUCAGGGGAUCAGCUGCCGUCGGACGCGACCGACGAAGACUGGGAGCGACGUCGGCGCGAAAGGCGUCGUACUCGGGCCCACUUGCCCAACGAAGUGGACCAAGAUCUUUCUGAUCCUUUGCGUCCCGGAGAAGUGUACACCUUUCAAGUAGCCUUCACCAACCCGCUGUACGAUCCGAUCCAGAUCCGCCUGGGCAACGCGCACCAGGCGCGUCACGCGGUGCCAGUCAACCACCACGUCCACAUUCCGACCGCGCAUUUCACGGUUGGCGCCCUCAAGGAGGCAUGGGCGUAUGACGAUGAAGAUGAGGACGACACUGGUGCCGAAGCCGACGACUCGGCAGCCGACGAGGCACGCAAGUCGUCGCGUCUGAGCCUAGGCGGGUCGUCUCUCCGCCAUCGGAGUACGCGUGACGUCGGAGUGGAGAAGAAGGGGAACGUGACCAAGGUCGGGCUCGAGGUUGAGAUUCGCCCUGGCGCAGAGAAAGGUCCUGUCGAGUUUGAUCUCGAGGUGCGAUUCACCUACCGUGCCGACGACGACGGCGGCGGCGGCAAGGACGGAGGAGGCAAGGAGGAAUACAAGACGUUUACAUUUUGGGUUCGUGUGUGCGCCGGCAACAUUGCAUAG
Molecule: messenger RNA, 1488 nt
Organism: Vanrija pseudolonga
Lineage: Eukaryota; Fungi; Basidiomycota; Tremellomycetes; Trichosporonales; Trichosporonaceae
Gene: DCTN4
Product: Dynactin subunit 4
Exons: 6
Coding region: 1-1488 (495 amino acids)
Cellular component (GO): dynactin complex
Source: RefSeq, a predicted model, not a curated record